AGGCACUUUAUGUAUGUGGAACAAUUUUUGCUACUCACGCAAGCAGCCGCUGGGAAAUCGUCGGCUCGACAUUCCACACAAGGCAUUCUGGGAGGGAAAUUCAUAAUGGCGGAAGAGGAAGUGAAAGAGAACAUAUUUUCGUUCGAUGAACUUGUCAAUAUUUUCAGCUAUCUGUCACCAGAAAACCUCUCCAAAUGUUCUCAGGUUUGCAGAGAUUGGCAUGAAGCGUCCCGGGUUGGUUCAUUGUGGAAAAGACAUUGCUUGCAACGAUGGAACUUUUGCCACUUGGGAAAACUAACGCCUGGAGAGAAAACAUGGCAGAAGUAUUUUAUUGCUCGGAGUAAGAUUGAAACUGGCGUGGCCACAGGAAGAUCAGGCCUGGACUAUGUAUGCAAAACCUUACGUGGCCACAAGAGCCAAGUCACAGACAUGGUUUUUCUCACAACCAAUGAUAUUUAUAAUGAGGAGUUAAUUGAAAAGAAUGCAUCUCCCAUUGUUGCAAGUUGCAGUCAAGACAAAACUGUAUGCUUGUGGAAUGUGCAAGAAGGAAAGAGUCUAUGGAAGAAGCAGUCCCAUGAAUCUUCAGUGGCUUGUCUAACAGUGUUGUCCCAUGAUGCUCUAAUGGCAAGUGGGGAUACAGAAGGGGGUAUCAAAUUAUGGGAUGUCAAGACAGAGCAGGAUACAACAUUGCAAGGAAGUCAUUCUGCAGUUAUAAGCUCCAUGUUGUGUGGAAAGGGUGUAAUUGGACAAGGAAAAGACAGUAAAGGAAGCCAACUACUUCUUGUUGGAUUUAGAGAUGGUUAUGUAAAAAUUUGGGACACCAGACUGACAGCAAGUCCUCAAUAUGAACUGACAUGUCCGUUUGGUUUGAAUUACAUGGAGCUCCAAUCUGACCAUCUCUUAGCCACUGCAUCAAAGUUUGAAAGUACUGUCAAAAUAUUUGACAUCAGAUACCUGGCCCCUGAGUGCUGGAAACGCCCUGAACUAAACACUCUACAGCAUCCAUCGGACAUCACAGUGACUUGCUUGACUUGGGUGCCAGGUAAACAGAGCCAACUCAUUGCAGGUUACAACAAUGGUGAUAUCAUACUCUGGAAUAGUGACAGUGGACAGCAGAUUCACUGUUUUCAAGGGCACAGUGGGGAGGUGUCAUGUGUCAGGGUCUUAGGUUCAAAAGUGGUUUCUGCCAGUCAUGACCACACGGUACGUCUGUGGGAUUUGAAUUCAUUCAAGGCCUUACAAACCCACACUGAUCACAUGGGACCUGUUACUGGCCUGCAUGUUGAUGCUUAUCGCGUGAUGUCUUGUUCAAGGGACUAUUCCAUCAGGACGUACUGCUGGUCAAAAGGUAUUACAUCAUCAUCAAGUCAGCCUAAGAGCUCAACAGCUCUAGACAGCAAAUACACUUUACUUGGAGGUUCGCUGCAAAGAGCAGGAAAAGGAUUUGAAAAAGUAGUUUGUGACUACUCCACAUGCAUUGGAAUGGCUAAUGAUGUCUUGAAGGCGUACUCAUUUCAAGUAUAACAUGACAAGAAAGUUGAAGUAGAGGAGCUUGGUGUGUUUAUCCAUUUAGAAGUCUGAAAAGAAAGAAUUUGUAAUAUGUUAACGAAACUGUACCCAUUCAAUUAAAAUGAUGUUUUCUCGAACUGAUACAUUAAAAAAAGAAACGUAUCAGUGUAGCAUAGUAAACAUGAAUGAAUGAAUGAAGUCUUACCAAAGGCUUGUCUUUUUCAGUGAUGAUACUUGAUUAAUUAAUCAUGGACAUGUGAUAUUUUUUGUGCAUUGUUUUGAUGAUUAAAAAGAUCAUUAUCAUUUAUGUAGAAACAAUAUUGUUUAUGUUAAACAAUCAUAUCAAUUUGCCAGAGGAGAGCGACUUUGGUCAAUACAUUUUAGAAUAAUGAAUAAUAAUGGUGAAAUUUGAAAAAAAAAAAUUGUCUUUGAUCUGUCAUAAUGACUUAGCCUAGAAUGAAGGUAAAUGUUAUGGUAGGCUUCAAGGACAGACUGGGACCUCCAAAAAAUGUUAAACUUAGGGUAAAAAACUUGUAUAUUCAUAACAACACAUGGCAACUCAAUUAUUUCUAUAACCACAUAGAGAAAUUUUCAACACUUCUUUUAAUACUAUAGAAAUCACUAUUUCAAAUCAUUUUUAUAAGUUGCCUGUUCUAAAAUGUAUAUUUAACAUAGUUCACAUUCUAAAAUAUUAUUUUUUUGAAGGGGUGGAUCCAGCAUUUUUCUUAGGAGGGGAUGCACCAUGUUUUACUUCAACGCCAAUAAACCACAUGGUUUCUUUUUAUUUUUCAGAAUACCAGUUUUAUCAGAAAGCCGCAUGUCAUUUCGG
Messenger RNA from Orbicella faveolata, 2338 nucleotides. RefSeq lists its product as uncharacterized. Gene Ontology annotation, molecular function: protein binding. NCBI's taxonomy places the organism in Eukaryota, Metazoa, Cnidaria, Anthozoa, Scleractinia, Merulinidae. The record is from RefSeq and is a predicted model, not a curated record.